Molecule: messenger RNA, 870 nt
Organism: Xyrichtys novacula (pearly razorfish)
Lineage: Eukaryota; Metazoa; Chordata; Actinopteri; Labriformes; Labridae
Source: the annotation of a GenBank genome assembly
GCUGAUUUUAGUGGUUGAACUUUGAAUGAGAAAAUGAGCCUCAUGAUGGUGAAGUAUCGCUCCACCACACCUCUGCUGUUCCUGUUUCACAUCAGCAGGUGUGUGUUUGAAUGUGUUUUGCAUGAACUUUAUGUCCCGCUGCUCUUCAGACUUUAAGUUCCUCUGUUUCAGCGAGUCUGAUGUGUUUCCAUGAGCUCUGUCUGAAAACUAAACCAGGAUGGUGCUGACAGUAACUCUGCUGGUCCUGUUGGGUUUUCUGAGUCAGGGUGAGAGAUUCAAAAAUGAAUAACAUUAUGAUAGAAUUAAUUAUAUGACUGUUGUUUUUAUGUUUGUGUGAAGUUUUUCUCUUUUUUUCCGUGUUUUUAAUCUUUAGUUCAUUUUCUGACAGUUUGAUUUUCUUUGUCUCAUUUCAGAGUCUUCUGCAAACAGCUUUCUGACUCAGGCUGACAAAUUCAAGUCUGUACGUCUUGGUGAGACUGUGACAAUCAGCGCAACAGGGAGUUCAAACAUUGGUGGUGAUCUCAGCUGGUACAUUCAGAAACCUGGACAGGCUCCCAAACUCCUUAUAUAUUAUACAUCAAACCAUUUCUCAGGAACCCCGUCUAGAUUCAGUGGAAGUAGAUCUGGUUCUGACUACACUCUGACCAUUCAAGGUCUUCAGGCUGAAGAUGUUGGAGAUUAUUACUGUCUUGGCUAUCAUGGUAGUGCGUUCACACAGUGAUUUAGAGCCGUACAAAAACCUCCUCCAGUUCAGCUGAAGUGAAACCAUCCUGCUGCAGGUGCAGAGGGUUGGUGUGGUGUAAAGAGAGGCGAUGGUCCAGUGAACAAGAGAGUCAUCAAGCAGAAACACAGACGCUCAGAAUAAAACGG